This is a messenger RNA of Sinocyclocheilus rhinocerous, 3928 nucleotides long. Its product is annotated as nuclear receptor coactivator 7-like. Gene Ontology annotation, cellular component: nucleus. The record is from RefSeq and is a predicted model, not a curated record. Gene Ontology annotation, biological process: response to oxidative stress; regulation of transcription by RNA polymerase II. Bases 423 to 2747 code for a protein of 774 amino acids. NCBI's taxonomy places the organism in Eukaryota, Metazoa, Chordata, Actinopteri, Cypriniformes, Cyprinidae. The transcript has 17 exons.
UUAGAUAUGAAUACAUAAAUAAUUCUAUUUGCAAACCUAAACACGCACAUCCAGCGUUUCGGGCCGAUUGAUUGUCGAUAUAACGGGUCAAAGUCCCGAAAAACAGGCGUCGGUGUUACCGAAAUAUCCAGAAAACACGGAAUCCGCUUUGAAUCUCGAUAUGGAGGGACUUUAAUGCCUUUAGCGUUAGCCUGUUAGCUUGGACUGCAUGUGUGUGUGUUUAUAUCAACAAUAACACACGCUCAUCCACAUUCACCACUUGAAUACGAAUAUUAUUGACAUAAUCGACGACUGAUGCUGUUGAAAAGUGAAGCAGUGAAGGAAGCUGCGGGAUCUUCAGGGAUGUAGUGUUUGUUUAGACAGGAGCGCUCAGGCAACGUUGCACGACCGAUACCGGAGUUGGAGCAUUUCAGGCGUCCGCAAUGGAGAAGACCGAGAAGAGGCCUGGAUACUUCGCCAGGCUGAAGAAGAAGCGGCAGAGCCAAUCAGAGAAAGCAGAUGCAGAGCAGAACCAAUCAGAUUUGGAAUCCAAGACGCCAGUCAUCCGUGAGCCCGCUCCUAUUGGUCGAUCUCAGGAGAGGAAUGCAGAAAGAGCGAGAGGAUCAGAUGACAACAGCAAACCAUGCAGCCAGACCAAGAAAGAGAAAAGUAAACCUCCAGGAACCGUGCAGUUCACCGUCGGACCGAAGGACACUCUGAACAGCAUCGCUCUGAAGUUCAACAUCACCCCGAAUAAACUGGUGCAGCUGAACCGUCUCUACUCGCACAGCGUCGUACCUGGACAGAAACUGUUCGUUCCUGAUCUGGACCAAUCAGACGGCUCCUCUGAGCAUCUCACAGCGUCAGAGUCGUCAGAGAAGGAGCCUAAGGACAGUGAAUCGAGCAGCCGGUCCAGACGGCCCGUGUGUAGAGAGACGUCACCCCUGUCUGAAGACGAGAGUCCGGCCACCGUCAAAUUCAUCAAGAUGAGCUGCAAGUACUUCACUGAUGGCAUGGGAGUUGUGGGAGGAGUGAUGAUUAUAACGCCCAACAACAUCAUGUUUGACCCGCACAAAUCUGACCCGCUGGUGAUCGAGAACGGCUGUGAGGAGUAUGGUCUCAUCUGUCCCAUGGAGGAGGUGCUGUCUGUGGCCCUGUAUGACGACGUGUCCCGUAUGAAGCUCAAGGACGCGCUGCCGUCUGAUGAACCCCAGGAUCUCUGUCCGUUAUACAGGCCUGGCGAGUGGGAGGAGCUUCCCUCCGAACGAGAUCUGAACCCCUUUAGUCGUUACGAGGCUCUCGGCGCGCCCAACCAGCCAAUCGUGUUAGACGAUAUCGAAACGGCCAUCUCUGAGAUAUCAGAGUGCCAGAUCGCUGACAAAUCGCCGUCGGACGAAGGUUUCACCGAACUGGAGCUGCUGCAGAGCGACUCUAACACCACCUGCUCUGGCCAAGAGGGGGCGCCACUACAGGAGCAACGAAAGACGCCAACGGACAAAUCCGUGACUGAGGAAGACGAAGAUGAAGGCCUUCACAACCGUUCCACAGAGCUUCCCGACAGGCUGGACGAACCCACGGCACUGGUGCAUGAUGGGAAGGAAGCUGUCAUAGAAGUGGAGGAGGUGACCAAAACAAGGGGUGAAACGUUAGUAAAUGGAGUCUCGGCAGUCGAGGCGACCGCAAGCGACCAAAAAGGGAAGACGACCCUAGAGGACUCUGGGAAAUGUAGUUCGCCUGGACCAAAUGUUGAGGAUAAUAAGGGACCAAACUCGGACGCACAGCUUUCUGAAGCGGAGCUGCGCAGACGGGCCAGUGAGGCCGAGAUGAAGUCAUGGCUGCUAAAAAGAAUGCAGAGACCAAUCGAAGACAUGCUGCUGUCCAAUGAAGAAAAGAGCAAAGCUCCGCCCAUGUUCCUCUGCUUUAAGGUGGGGAAACCAAUGAGGAAGUCCUUCGCCACUGGUCGGACGUCUAGCCCCGCCCACUCGUACAUUGGCAGAGGGCGGCAGCCGGAAUAUUGGUUUGCUGUGCCUCAAGAGAGAGUGGACCAACUGUACUCGUUCUUCAUCCAGUGGUCUCCAGACACUUAUGGGAAAGACGCUCAGGAGCAGGGCUUUGUGGUCGUGGAGAAAGACGAGCUCACCAUGAUCGACAACUUCUUCAGUGACCCGGUUCCUCGCAGCUGGGAGAUCAUCACGAUUAAUGAGGCCAAGAGACGCCAGAGCUUCAGCUUCGAGGACGAGGAACCUCUAGAGCUUCUUCCUGUUCUGAUGGACGCCAGUGCUCUUCUGGAGGACACGCACAUUGAGAAGUUGUCCACUCGUUUGCCGGCCCGUGUUCAGGGCUAUCCGUGGCGUCUGGUCUACAGUACAGUGGUACACGGAACCAGCCUGAAAACCCUGUACAGGAACCUACUGGAGCUGGACUGCCCUGUGCUGAUGGUCAUCAAAGACAUGGACAACCAGAUUUUUGGAGCGUUUUCCACUCACCCUUUCCGAGUGAGUGAGCACUGUUAUGGUACAGGAGAGACCUUCCUCUACAGCUUCUGCCCAGAGAUCAAGGUUUACCGCUGGACGGGUGAAAACUCAUACUUUGUGAAAGGAAACACAGAUUCCCUUCAGAUCGGUGGAGGAGGGGGUCGUCUGGGCCUGUGGCUGGAUGCCGACCUUUACCACGGCACUACGUCCAAAUGCUCCACCUUCAACAACCUGCCACUGUCCUCCAAACAGGACUUUACCAUCCAAAAUCUGGAGGUGUGGGCCUUCGAAUGAGCGCCUGCGUCGCACGCAAACGUCCACACGCUAACGUACCCAUGCGCACCAAGAGACGCCACGCCACGCUCACAGCAUGAUGACAUACAAAGAACCUACUUGACGCUUUAUUCCCGUACUGUACGAGGCUGUUUGUGUGAAUCCAGUCCUACUUGACCACGUGGUUUUACUUGGUUUCUCCUAGUCUGAGCCUAGUUUCCUAGUCUGACUAGAGCGCACAGAGAGAAGUUCGUGGCAGCGAUGCCGCCCACAGCUAUCCCAGCAUGCAAUAUUCUCUAUAGAGAUGUUCUCCUGCUGAAAUAUAACCAAUAUAUAAACACAUAUGUGUAUGUGAACGGUGAGGGCUGUGUAUGAUAUUUGGGAAGCGUUCAAAGCCGAAAACAUAUACGGUGGCCAAAUCUGUUGCUUCAAGGCCAUUUUCUCGAAUCGUAUUCUUGGUUUACAUCGUGGCGAUUUGAUGCAUUUAGUUGGUGUAUUUUCACGUUCGUUUGACGAGUGCGCAAGUAAAUGCAAAUAUGUCCACGAAUUGGUUUUGUUGACCAAAGCAUUUUAUUUGCCUUGUUCUCCAGUGUUUUAUAUUUCGUUUUUUUUCUUUUUCUAUUUGAGUGUUUUUUUUUAUUGGACGUGACAUAUAAUCAUAUUCCUACCCGACAAUGGUUUUACUGUUUUGUGAAAUUUUAGGGACCUUUUCUAGUUCAUUCGAAAGGGAAGCACUUGAAAUGAUGCCAGUAUUACUCGUGAACACUAUGGUAAUCGCACGCCUGAUUUCAUUAACCGAGUUGCAUCAGUUUCUGGCAAAUCAGGUUCACCACUUCACUGUGGGUUUGUGUAUGCAAUCACUGACUGAUGUCACUUCCUGUUAUGCGGUAGCACGACUGUAUAAGGAAAGUGUGAAAAGAUGCACGGUGCAAAUUCCGUUCUUGCUGUUGGAGGCUUGAUCGGUUGCACAGCUCUUUGAAAGCAUCCGCUUAUUUCACUACGAGACCACUUCAGUGGGCAUUAACUAACAGUGUCCAUUCCAAAUCCGCAUUACAUGGUCCAUUAGGAAAAAAAAAAGUUUACAAGUGUUUCAAAGUGUCUCUGAUUUCAAACACUGUCCAGUUGUGUAUGGUAACCAGUGAAUGUCAUAUUUAUUGUGUAUUUCUGUGUUUUAAAGUGAACCAAAUAAAUGCAAUAAAUGA